This is a messenger RNA of Cherax quadricarinatus, 4026 nucleotides long. NCBI's taxonomy places the organism in Eukaryota, Metazoa, Arthropoda, Malacostraca, Decapoda, Parastacidae. The record is from RefSeq and is a predicted model, not a curated record.
AUGGACUGGCUAACGCACAACGGCAUAAACACAAGAACACAAACAAGGAGAAGAAAUGCCUCACGAGAAGGGAAAAGAAAAAACGGCUCAAGCAAAGUAACAACAGUGACCAGCUACGGAGCUCCAAGAAAAACAGCAGUAACAGUAGCGAUCAGCUACGGAGCUCCGAGCUUCGAAGUCCCCACUCUGCUGUUGCUGGUCUUGGCGCUGGCCGCCUCUUUGGCGACUUCGCAGUGCCCGUGGCCGCGGGAGAUCGCCGAACUGAACGGGUCGUGCCUGUGCGCGUACAACGUGCAGAACGAGCUCUCCAUACAGUGCACGGCGGUGAACUUCACGUUGCUGAUGACCGUGCUUCACCAGGGCUCCGUGGCUGACGUGCCCCUCGACCUCCUCUACGUCAACAACACCCGUGUCAGUGUCCUCAAUCCACGCACCUUUGAUGGUCUUCUCAUCGAGAAUAUCCAGUUUUCUUCGUGUGGGAUCUUCAACAUCAGCGAAGGAGCUUUCAAAGGGCUGGAGAACACUCUGGUCAACCUCAACCUGCAAGACAACAGGUUAACAGGUGUGCCCACACCUGCCCUCACCCGUCUUCGUCAACUCAAGCUGCUUGAUCUUUCAGGCAACAAGAUCACUUCCAUCCCUGAUGAGGCUUUUAAAGGCCUCCGUCUCUCUACCUUGAAGCUGGCUGACAAUGAGCUCUCGCUCUCUGGGCAGAGCUUCAAGGGUCUUGAAGGCUCACUCAAGAAUCUUAACUUAAAGGGCACUAAGCUGAGGAAUGUGCCCCCAGCACUGAGGAACCUGCCAGUUCUAGCCUUCCUAGAUAUCGCCCAGAACCAAAUACGUAGCCUCGAAGGAGGAGCUCUGAGGAACCUGCACUCCCUCACGGCUCUCAACAUCGAGAGGAACCUCCUGCAGACGCUCCAGGUCAAGGACUUCGCUGGCGUCAACGACACCCUCAGUUCACUCUCCCUCCUCAACAACCUCAUCACAGACUUCCCCACCGAGGCUCUCAACACACUCACUGAACUACGGGUACUAGACAUCGGGUUCAACUUGAUCACGGAGGUACCUGAGGACGGCUUCAGGGGCAUCAGGUCCCUCACUCUGCUGGCCCUGGAUGGUAACCCACUCAACAGCGUCCCUGGACAAGCUUUCUCUCACCUCAACACCUCCCUCAGGGGUCUCUCUGUCGGAGGGCGGUUCUUGCACUGCGACUGCAAAGUUGCCUGGAUCUCGGAGUGGAUACGCGACUACGAUCUGCAAGUGACAUCGCGCGAGCGCAACCCGCAGUUCUGCGGUCAGCCGCCAGACUUGCGCGACCGUUCCUUCUACCAGUUGAACCCGGCGGAACUAGCCUGCAACACCACCAGCUCUUCAGCCACUCCUACCAGAGCGUCAUCUCCCUCGCCUCCCAGGACAGAGUUCCCUCCUGCCGCCACUACAACCACUGCUUUCCCUCUACCACCACCAACUACCCCCACUACCACCACUACUACUACCACCACCACCACCACCACCACCAGUCCACCAGAUCCUCAGGUGACAUCGUUCCGGCCGGGCAGUGUCUUCGUACCAGGAGUCGCCGAGCGAGGAGACGAGACCAGCGGUGUCGGUAGCGUAGGGAACAUCCAGCGUGGUCCGGGGGGUGAGGCUCCGAUGGCAGAGGAAAUGUUAGAUCACCACCCUAUCCUUGACUUGCCUCCUCCGCAGGCGCCCCCUACACGGUUCCAGCAGGGCUCCCCUAGGGUGGAGCGACCGAUGGAACAGCCGGUUCACCCACCUGGACCCAAACUGGUGAUGAGGAACAAUGAAGCGCCCCAGGACGGGUUCUUCGGUCCGAGAUCUGACGGUCCAUACGUCGAGGAGGUUAUCGUGCAAGACGCCUACAGAAAGGACAACUCCGUUAUCAUACAGUGGGACUCAGAGGUGUCGAAUAUCCUCGGUUUCCGUGUUGUCUACAGACUCUUCGGUGACAAAAACUUCAAGCUUGGACCACCGCUGGCGGCCUCUGAGAGAGAGUUUAAGAUCAAGAAUGUCCCAACUCAGGAGUGUAUAGUGGUGUGUGUCGUCUCGCUGGAAGACGUCAAUGUUACUCCAGACAACGUGCCAUAUUCACAGUGCCGGGAGAUCCGCACGGAGACCUCAACCACCAUGCACAUGGAUACCAUCAUCAUUGCGGCUUCUGCUGCCAUCUGCGGCACGGUCAUCGUUGCGGUCAUCGUCUUCAUCUGCUGCAACCGCAAGCGGGUGGACCAUCACCGCGAGAAAGAGGGUAUCCCUGCGGUACUGAACCCUGUCUCCCCGCCUCUGGCAUCACUGGGCACUCUGGCACCAGGACCACUAGCUGGAGGAGGAGCUGGAGGAGGACCUCCUAGCACCAAAGCGGAGUGGGACACAUUAUCCAUGUAUUCGCAAAGGUCCAUUCCAAGGGCCAGAAUGUAUCACCUUGAGAAAGGUUCCGUCAACAAUGGGUUCGUACCAGACGACGCUAGGUCUCACAUCUCUCACGCGUCUUCCAGACACUUGCCAAGACCACGAUCUAUGGCUGAUGGACAGAGUCAGAGAUCCUACUCUGCACUCAGCUCGGCUCACCUCAGACAUCCCCCGCCCACUUUAGGCCUCUCCAGACAAGAUCUCAGUAUGUCCCGGCAGUCUCUGGCUGCCUCGCAGUACGCCGUGGGUGGAUACGGACCCAUGGCCGUCAAUCCCAACGCCUUCGGUAUGGGAGGGCCCGGCUCCACCAUGGGCAGCAUGAGAGGACCUGGCUCCACCAUUGGCAGCAUGGGAGGACCUGGCUCCACCAUGGGCGGCCUGGCGAGAGUGACGUCUCAGCGUAGUGACCGGCGCCGCCAGAGAUCAAAGUCACGCGAGCGAGCAGAGUCGCGUCUCAGCCAUGCUGGUUCCAGCCACUCCUUAACCGGUUAUGACACCGAUGGCUGGACCGACCACGACAUGGACAUCUACGUAGCCAGGAACCCCACCCGCAACGGUCUAGUCCAGCUCUAAACUCCAGGGUCUUCGACGGCUUGAAGCGUCUUCAAGUUAAGGGACUUCGAUUACUCUCGAUGGUUCCUGGGGCGCCGAUGCUUCCCAGAGCUGUAUUAUCUUCCGGUCAAGAAGGGAACUCAAGUGUGAAUUAAAGCAAGGAGUGAUGCAGACUAUUCUCCUUCAAAUAACAGAACAAGGUACCUCCCGACAGAAAAGCAGCGUAGCUAUGAACCCAGGUAAUACUCUGGGUACCUUGAUCAUCAGACCACAGUUUCUACUUGCCUCUUAUUGACGCUUCAUACCUAUCCUCACUUCCGAAGGCCAAGAAGCACAAGGCACGUGUGUGUUCAUUCGAGAUAGAAGACGAGUCAAGAAACACUGGUAGUAAGUUAUGUCAUGAGUUUCUCUCGCAAAGUUUGUAUCAGUGUGAGUUCUGUUGUGAGACCAGAGCUGCAAUGUUUUCCUGUGUCAAAAAAACAAAACAAAACACGACAGUGUUGAUGCAGAUAAUGAAAGUGAUUAAAAAGUAAUACUCUGCUGCCAAUUCACUAACUAGCGAGUAUCUCACGAACAAGUGACGCGUGGACGAGGUGUAACUAGUGCUGACGCUAGAGUCAUGCUGGUCUGUUGAAUGACGAGUGUCAACAGCACCGAGUGAUCCUGCUUGGAGAUACAGAGCUGCUGUUGAGGGUAAAAAAAAAAAAAACAAUCGAAAAUCGUAGAUUCUGUGUAGUGUUGUUGAACUUCUUGAGUUGCUGUGACGGCUGUGUUAAGGCGCCACAACAAUGCUGUGAUGACGGGGAGAGUGCUGUGCGUCACGGCUGUGUUAAGGCGCCACAACAAUGCUGUGAUGACGGGGAGAGUGCUGUGCGUCACGGCUGUGUUAAGGCGCCACAACAAUGCUGUGAUGACGGGGAGAGUGCUGUGCGUCACGGCUGUGUUAAGGCGCCACAACAAUGCUGUGAUGACGGGGAGAGUGCUGUGCGUCACGGCUGUGUUAAGGCGCCACAACAAUGCUGCGAUGACGGGGAGAGUGCU